CUAUGAGUUUCUGAAUAAAGAAGGAAAAAUCUGUGAGGACGAAAACUCUCCUUCGUCCCGGCGAGUUUCUCCGGUGAUCGGCAGUGUCUUUCCGGCAUCUACAAAAUUUCACUAGCCGUUCGAAGAUUAUUGGAUUAGGAAGUGUGACUUCGCUUUUCAUUAGAGAAAAAAUGGUGCAAAGUCAAUCGUUAAGCACAUUAACAAUCUGUGGGAGUGUACAAGUUUACAGCACAUGGAGGAAUCGUUUAAAUCCAGCAAAAUCAUCAGCUUUGGUUGGUAAUCGAUGCGUUUCGUGUCGAUUCCUUCGUAGAUCAUCAUCUCUUAGAAGCCAUUGGAAGUCACUGAAGCAAAGAAAUCUGUUGAGGGUCGAAGCUAGAUGGCCAUUUCAAGGAGGUGACCAAGGUCCAGACCCGAGCUCUGAGCGGAGCGAGAGUGCGAACGAGGAUAUUUUGAUCUUCUUCUUUCAGCUAGAUUUGGCUACUCGUGUGCAGUAUGCGUUGAAUGUGGAGCAGUACGACAUUGCGCAACAACUAAGAGAAAAGCUAACUGAGGUGGAAGAGGAGGCUAUAAGGCUGCAAGAAGGGAAAAGAGGAUCAUCAUCAAAAAGUGAAGCUCAAGACAAGGGUAUUAGCCUCAUAAGGCUACGUGCAGAUCUUCAGAACGCCAUUGACAGUGAGGAUUAUGGUUUGGCAGCUAAGUUAAGAGAUGAAAUCUCAAAGCUUGAGGCGGAAUCGUUAGCUGUGUCUGCGAAAGCCUUGGCUUUUGAGAAUGCAAAGUAUGCAUUUCGUUUGGGACAGAAACUUAGACACAAAACUUUUGGUUACCGGGCUGUAGUUUGCGGGAUGGAUCCAGUUUGUUGUGAAUCAAGCUCCUGGAUAGAAGCUGCAGAGGUUGAAAAGUUGCCUCGUGGAUCCAAUCAACCAUUUUAUCAGGUUCUAGUCGAUGUUCGCACACAUCCAGAUCUACUAGUGGCAUACGUUCCUGAAGACAAUCUAUUAGCUCCAGAGAAACCCGACAAAGAAAGGUUUGAUCAUCCAUACAUUUCUUUUCUCUUCUAUGGAGCGGAUACAGCUGGAGAUUUCAUCCCAAUCCAACAACUGCGUGAGAAGUACAACAAACCCCGGCAUGAAGUUCCUUAUGAUUCACAAGACGAAGAUUAAGAUGAAAGUGGCAUGUUAACCUAAGAUGUCACAGUCACAGACUCGAGUUCAGACCACACAACAAAGCAAGAAUCUUAGCAUAGCUUAGAGCUGCUCCCUGUUGAUUAUAUUUUAUAUCCUUGUAGAUAUAGUCAACACAACUGUUCCUGCUCCAUACACUAAAACAAAUCGACUUUAUCCAAGAAUGCUUUGUGUAUAUAUAACCUUCUUUAUUCAUCCAGAAAAGCUAUGA
Eutrema salsugineum is the source of this 1392-nucleotide messenger RNA. RefSeq names its product clp protease adapter protein ClpF, chloroplastic. NCBI's taxonomy places the organism in Eukaryota, Viridiplantae, Streptophyta, Magnoliopsida, Brassicales, Brassicaceae. The record is from RefSeq and is a predicted model, not a curated record. Bases 171 to 1160 code for a protein of 329 amino acids. Gene Ontology annotation, molecular function: protein binding; DNA binding. The transcript has 9 exons.